UCCGCCCUGACCCACGCUUCUCAAUGCAGUCCCUGAUGCAGGCUCCCGUCCUGAUCGCCCUGGGCUUGCUUUUCGCGGCCCCUGCGCAAGCCCACCUGAAAAAGCCAUCCCAGCUUGGUAGCUUCUCCUGGGAUAACUGUGAUGAAGGAAAGGACCCUGCGGUGAUCAGAAGCCUGACUCUGGAGCCUGACCCCAUCCUCAUUCCUGGGAACGUGACCUUCAGUGUCGUGGGCAGCACCAGUGUUCCUCUGAGUUCUCCUCUGAAGGUGGAGUUAGUUCUGGAGAAGGAAGUGGCUGGCCUCUGGAUCAAGAUCCCAUGCACAGACUACAUUGGCAGCUGUACCUUUGAAGACUUCUGUGAUGUACUUGACAUGUUAAUUCCUACUGGGGAGCCCUGCCCAGAGCCCCUGCGUACCUAUGGGCUUCCUUGCCACUGUCCCUUCAAAGAAGGAACCUACUCACUGCCCAAGAGCGAAUUCGUUGUGCCUCACCUGGAGCUGCCCAGUUGGCUCACCACUGGGAACUACCGCAUAGAGAGCAUCCUGAGCAACCGUGGGAAGCGUCUGGGCUGCAUCAAGAUCGCUGCCUCUCUAAAGGGCGUAUAACGUGGCAUCUGCCACAGCAGAAUGGAGCAGUGUCAAAGCAGACUUUUUAAUAAAUGGUGCUGAGCCAACUGGAAAGCCACUUGGAGAAAGCUGAGGUUAGACCUGUACUUCACACCAUAUGCAAGAAUGAACUCCAAGUGGAUCCAGGAUCCAAAUGAAAGAAAAUGAAGCCAUGUAAAUACAGAAGGAAACGUGGUGGAAAUAUCCAGUGGCAACAAAAUAUUGACACAUUUGACUACAUAAAGAGAAAAAAAAUGCUUGGUAAAAACACAAUAAAA
This is a messenger RNA of Mandrillus leucophaeus (drill), 883 nucleotides long. RefSeq names its product GM2 ganglioside activator (gene GM2A). The record is from RefSeq and is a predicted model, not a curated record. Gene Ontology annotation, biological process: lipid transport; ganglioside catabolic process. Bases 24 to 605 code for a protein of 193 amino acids. The transcript is spliced from 5 exons. NCBI's taxonomy places the organism in Eukaryota, Metazoa, Chordata, Mammalia, Primates, Cercopithecidae. Gene Ontology annotation, molecular function: lipid carrier activity; enzyme activator activity. Gene Ontology annotation, cellular component: cytoplasmic side of plasma membrane.